Pelodiscus sinensis (Chinese soft-shelled turtle) is the source of this 4410-nucleotide messenger RNA. The record is from RefSeq and is a predicted model, not a curated record. NCBI's taxonomy places the organism in Eukaryota, Metazoa, Chordata, Testudines, Trionychidae.
GGAGAAAGGCUGGCUAGUUGAUCCUAGUGUUCUCCAGAUUUUCAAAUUAAAACUGGCUGGUCUGUAAAUGUACAGAAUUGACAUCGCCUACGUUUGUUGCUAAUUCUUUGUUUCAAUACUUUAGGAAUAAACAUUUUUUUCUAUUGCCAGGUUUUCUGAUUAUUCCUGAUAAUCAGACUUGCAUUGACUCACUUAACCCCCUCAUAUUUGGUACAAAAUAAAACAUCUCAAUGAUUGUUCUGUCACUCCUUGUUUCCAUGGAUACUCUUUGAAUGCAGUUAUAAUUAGCACUCUGCAGCCACAGUAGUUUGUCCUCUGAAAGAAAUAAGAACAUCCUAGGGAGGAUAUGCUGAACUGUCAAUGCCAGCACACUUAAACUUAAGUAAUUUUACCACUGCAGGGUUAAACUAUGAGGUUGAACUAUGAGGUCAAGCUAUUAAAAAGAGUGCUGGGGCUUAGGAGUUUGGGUGAAAUGUUAAAUCAGCUAGAGCCAGAUAGACCAGCUACAGUUGUUGGCAAUACUUGCUAAAAGUGAUUUGGUGCCUUACAGAAAAUAGGAUCAAGCUGAACCCCAAGAUCCUCUUGUCAGUUUCCAGGAUUACCACAAAUGGCAGUUUCUGUAAAAAGCUACUGCCAUGGUGAAAUAGUGAUGUCACUAUGCAAGACCACAUUACAAUAUUGAUAGAUAAUUUAAACAGUCUUAGCUAUUAAAAUACGUAACUGCACAAGUAAAUUACUGCUGCAUGACUGCUGAAAACCCUGCAGUGGUGAACCAAGGAAAUUUGACCCAAAGUUCAGAGGACCUAUUCACAACAGGCACUGUACGGAUGUUCUGUGCUGUGUAAUCUUCAUAGUCGUCAUUCUGGGUUACAUUGCAUUAGGAAUUCUGGCUUGGGUGCAUGGUGACCCCAGGAAGGUGGUCUAUCCAACUGACAGCUAUGGGCAGUUCUGUGGCCAGAAGGACACUGUAAAUGAGAACAAGACCAUUUUGUUUUACUUUAACAUUCUGAAAUGUGCCAGCCCAAUAGUGCUAAUAAACCUACAGUGCCCUACAACACAGCUUUGUGUCUCGAAGUGCCCAGACAGGUUUGCAACAUACAUAGACAUGCAAGCUUCCUACAGAUAUAACAAAAGUUACUGGGAGUACUACAGGCAGUUCUGCAAACCCGGUUUUAAUAAGCCUUUGAAGUCUGUUGCUCAAGUUAUCCGUGAUGAAGACUGUCCUUCGAUGAUCAUUCCAAGCAGGCCUUUUCUUAAAAGAUGUUUUCCUGACUUCUCCACAAAGAAUGGGAUUCUGACGGUGGCAAAUCAGACGACAUUCAAAGAUGGAAUAGGGAAAACACGAAACGUAACUGAUCUCAGGGAAGCUGCAAAUGGUAUCAAUAAUGUCCUUGAUGCAAGAUCAGUUGGGAUGAAAAUAUUUGAAGACUAUGCCAGUUCCUGGCAUUGGAUUUUAAUUGGUCUGGUCAUUGCAAUGAUUAUGAGCCUGCUCUUCCUUGUUCUCCUGAGGUUCACAGCAGGAGUCCUCUUCUGGAUUUUCAUCCUUGGUGUUAUUGGAAUUAUAGGAUAUGGUAUCUGGCAUUGUUACUGGGAGUAUGAUCAUCUUCAGGGGACACCUGGUUCUGACCUCACAAUCUAUGAUAUUGGCUUCCAGACUGACUUCAGAGUGUACCUGCAGCUGAGGCAAACAUGGUUAGCAUUUAUGAUAAUACUUUGUAUUGUGGAAGUCAUCAUCAUACUUAUGCUGAUCUUCCUGAGGAAUCGGAUCCGGAUUGCUAUUGCACUUUUGCAGGAAGGGAGUAGGGCUAUUGGCUACAUAAUGUCCACCUUAUUUUACCCAAUUAUCACCUUCAUUCUCAUUGCAAUCUGCAUUUCCUAUUGGGCAGUGACAGCUGUUUUCCUGUCUACAUCAGGGGAGCCUGUGUAUAAAGUAAUGGCUAAUCAAACACUUUGCAAGUAUGCCAACAUGACCUGUGACCCAGAGACUUUUAACACAACCAAUGUGACCAAAUUAUGUCUUGGUGCUCAAUGUACUUUCGCUUUCUAUGGGGGAGAAAGCUUGUAUCACAAGUACAUCUUGAUCUUUCAACUCUCCAAUGUAUUUGUCUUUCUCUGGCUGGUAAACUUUGCAAUUGCACUAGGUCAGUGUACCCUUGCUGGUGCCUUUGCCUCCUACUACUGGGCCUUUAGAAAACCUGCUGAUAUUCCACCAUGCCCACUCUUUUCCUCAUUUGGACGAGCAAUACGAUAUCACACAGGUUCACUAGCAUUUGGAUCAUUAAUUCUUGCAAUAGUCCAGCUGAUUAGAAUAAUCUUGGAGUACUUGGAUCACAAGCUGAAAGGUACACAGAACUCUUUUACGAGAUUUCUGCUCUGCUGCCUCAAAUGCUGUUUUUGGUGUUUGGAAAAAUUCAUCAAGUUCAUCAACAGAAAUGCCUACAUCAUGAUUGCGAUAUAUGGUAAAAACUUCUGCACCUCAGCAAAGGAAGCGUUCUUUCUGUUAAUGCGGAAUGUGGUGAGAGUUGCAGUGCUGGACAAAGUUACAGACUUCUUGUUAUUCCUUGGGAAACUUCUCGUUGCUGGUGGUGUAGGUGUCCUAGCCUUCUUUUUCUUCACACAUAGAAUACCAGUGUUCACACAAGAAGCACCAACGUUAAAUUACUACUGGGUUCCUCUUUUGACUGUCAUUAUUGGCUCUUACCUAAUUGCACACGGGUUCUUCAGCGUCUAUGCAAUGUGCGUUGAUACGCUUUUCCUCUGCUUUUGUGAAGAUUUGGAAAGAAAUGAUGGAUCCACAGCAAAACCCUACUACAUGUCAGCUAGCCUGCACCGAAUUCUGGGAAAGAAGGAACUAAGCCCUAAGAAGGCAAUGGGAUAAUUUUAAAAAAUUGAUGAAAAUCAAAACAAUGUUAUUUUAAGUGGGAUAUGUAUAAACUAGACAAAAGUUAAAACUGUAAAUGAUGAUGCUUCUGGUUGAUGGGCGAUUUUUUUUUUUUUUUUUUUGUUUUGCUUGUAUCUAAAAUCAGUUAGCAAUUUGGUAACAUCUACUCACAUAGGGAAAUGCUUAAACUAAGAGCUGUGAAACAAGGCUACAUUUUAGUUCAUAGAGUGCCUAUGAAAAAUCUAAAUUCGAAGCAUUUUUUAUCCAUAGCUAAUGGUGUUUUUAUAACUUUUGUAAUACAGAUUGCUGUUUCAAAUGACAGCCAUUUUGAUAACAUUUCUUUUUAUAAGUGUAUAUUUGUAAACGAUGUUCAGGCAAUUUUUGAAAGCACUACAGUGUAAUCUAAUUAGCCAUAAAAAUAGAUUAAGACUCUAGCAAACCAGCAGAUGGUACUAACUUUGUAAAUAUGGUGCUAUGGUUGUAUUUUAACUGUACAAGCUGGUUGACAGCUAUUUAAACUGUGACUAUGUAUGUACUAAUGGUUCCCUAUAUAGAUCUUUUGAUCACUUCCAUUACCCUUUCAUUUAUUAACAUAAAUAGUUUGUAUUACACAGGUUCAAUGUCCAAGAAGGUAGCCAGAGUAGACUACAGCUAAAACUGCUUUAUAAUGAAGUCUGUUAUAACAAAACUCCUUUUUAAAGCAGAAGUUAGAUUAAACAUUAACCUCAUUGUAGGACCAUUCCUCUGUACAUCAAGAACAUGGUUUGUAGUUCCUACAAUCUUUCUAUUUCCAACUAGGGCAAGAUGAAAAAUAUAUAGGUUUCAGCUGGUGUGGAUCAGAGAGGCCCUUCUUUUAGUAUCUCCUAAUGGUUCUAUGAUUUUUUUUUCCACAUGAUGUUGAGCUCCACCUGAAGUAUGAAAAGGAAAAACUGAAAUGCAGCCAUUUUCCCUGGUUGCAGCUCUUCAUAGCCCUCUAAGCACUAAAGAAUUCUUAUUUCCUGUAUCCAUCCCUUAUGGAUCCCUCCUUCCUUCCAAGGACUGAAUGCAUUUUCUCUGCAGGACUCUCUGCUCCUAUUAGCCCAUGGAAUAAGUGACCAGGGCUAGAAAUACAAUCCGAGUCUCCCACCAAUCAUUUAGACCAAGGAAUCUGGCCCAUCAUGUUUGAAAUAUAUUUAAAUAAUUAAAAUUGCAUGAUUAUACAUGUAAAGGCUAGUGUAGCUUUGUACUAUUAGUGCAGUACAUCUUAAUAUUACACUUAGGGCUAAUCUACAUGGUGUAACAUAUCAAAGGGUUUUAUAAAUCUCACCUCUCCAGGUGCUGUGUAGGCAAGCCCUAAAACCCCAAUUCUGCAAGCCUUCCAUACAUGCAACCACCACUUGACUCAAUGACAGUCCCACUUUGUGCAGAGCUCACUGGAUCAGCUCAACACUUUAUCUGCAGAUUCUGAGGAGUAAUACAAAGAACACAUGAUGGCUGUGUCUACAUUGGCACCCCUUUCCGGAAAAGGGAUGCUAAUGAGACCAGUCGGA